GGUUCUUGCUAGUGCAUAGCCAUUGUAGAUACCAAUGUUCCAAGUGUUCAUAUGCAUGCAAUGAUGGCUCGUCAUUCUACCUGCACAAUCGUCGCCACAUUGGAGCUAAGCCUUUGCGCUGCACCCGCUGCCCCUACAGCACCUGCGACAAGAGUAACUUGACCAGACAUUGCCGCAAAUAUUGCCCUCAACGACAGAAGAAUGAUCUUGCUGCUAAAGGAGGGAAAUCUCUUGAUGAGAGGCAUCCUGAUCCAGCAAUAAUUGAGACAUCCAACGUUGUGCCAUGUGUUAAAGAUUUUACUACCGUUAUUUGUGACCAGGGCAAUCAAGUCACACCACGUGGAUCAUUUGAAGAACCCUUGGCUGAAUUUGAUUCAAUUGGCACUCCUCCUACUUCUGCUGCCAUCAAGAACGCGCCACUUAAUUCAACAAUGAAUGAAGAAGGUUCAUUACCAAUUGAGUCUGGCUCAAACAUUGCUUCAGAUGACAACAUCCCUCUAUGUACCACCCUCACAAUAUAUCAUAUUCCUUCUAAUAACAAUAUAUCUUGUUCCACCAUAAGCGAAUCUGUCAGUGCUAAAAGUAUUUAUCAAGGGAAUUCUCCUUCUCGCCUCACUUUUCAAGAAUCUGAAAAUGUUAAUAAACCUAAAUACAGCUCGCCUAAGUGUCUAAACCAAAAUAUUGAAGGGAAAUCGGAAAGUUCUACUCAAUACCCAUUAAACCAAAGUGGUCCAAGCAAAUCUGGUUUGUGGAGGUACUCAUCUAACCUAGUGAAUGAAAAACAGAAUUUUUCGAGUGAAAAUCGAAAUGAAAUUUUUGCACAUCCAGUAAGAUGUAAACUGAACCCUGAAACAUAUCCCAUGUCGAAAAGUUUCCCAAAGUCGAUGGAAAACCCUGAAACAUAUCCCAUGUCGAAAAGUUUCCCAAAGUCGAUGGAAAACUGCACAAUGGAAGAUACUACCAUAUUUGAUGACUUAUUUGAACAACAGGGAAUGUGUGAUACUAUAGGAAUUGUUCUCGAACCUCACGAAGAGGCUGGAGCUCAUGCAUUGAAAGCAGGGUUAUGUGACCCGAAAUGUUUAACGUCUGGUAUUUAUAAAUCUGAUAACAUUUGCGUGCAAACUCAAGCAACUGUUGAAUCUACUAACAUUUGUGUGCAUCAUCAGGCGACUGAUGGCUCUUCCAAUUUUGUACAACGCUCCCAGGAACACAAAAUCUCCGAGCCAGACCAUCCAGAAACAUGGAAUACAAUUAUAGGCAAUGAAAAACCUGCUUCGGAGGAAGUUUCCGAUUUUCAGUUGGGAAAACUCAAAUCAACCUUUAACGUCAUCACUACUGAUACAUCAGCUUCUGAUGAAGUUCAUGCGCCCCAUGAAAAUGACUUAAAAAAUGGUGAUGUACCACUUCGUAAUGCAACACUACUUAAUCUGCUUCCUGGAGAGAACCCAAGUAUCGGAGCUACACGACGAUCAACUAAAUCUAAUUUGAAAGUCACAGAAAAUCUUCAAAUUAAUGAACAAAACGAAGCGAAUAUUGCUUUAGAACCUUAUUGUAAUGCUGGUGCAAUUUAUCCAAAAAAUGUUGCACUGGAUUCAGAGAAGAGUAUCAGAAAGGAGCAAUUGGCUCACCAUGUUUCCAAAUACCCAUUCAAAUGCUCUGUGUGUGCAUUUGAAACUGGUCAAAAACGUCUCUUCAACGCGCACUGCAAAACACAUUUGCCUGAAAAACCUUUCACGUGUGCAUUGUGUCCGUUCAGAUCCAAAUACAAAUGCUCAUUAAUUCAGCACUGUAGUUUAAAACAUGAUCCAACGAAUCGUAGAAAAAAUACCGAAAUUAAACUUCUUUAUAAUUGCACCAUGUGUGAGUUUUCGUCAACGCACGUGUCUAGUUGGCGGAGGCAUCGCCGUAAGCAUUCUACGAUCGCUCAUCAGACUGAUUUACACGAUAGUAAAAAGACCUUCCAGUCCAGUUUAAUGAGCCAAAUUCAGUGCAAAAUUAAUUCAUCUCUGAAGCCUCUUACAAGAGAAAAGAUGAUGAAUAUGGAUAAUUCCAAAGAAAAUAUUUCUUUUGACAAGUCGGUUGUAUAUCUGAAUAAUCCAAACAAUGAAAAGAAUCUGAAAAUAAAUGAACGUCUUCUGCAAGGAGUCCCAGAUGAUGUUGUACGCAGUUCUGAGGAACAGUUAAUAGUUGAUCAAACUAAGGUAGACAAACGCUAUGUUCGUUUGUAUCGCUGUCGAUACUGUCCUUUGGUGUUCCAUGACAGCAUUUCUCGCCGCCACCACAUGCCGGUGCACCGAAAAGAAAUGCGCUAUGGCUGCACCAUCUGUGGAUAUAGAACAAACUCCCCGAGUGUCCUGAAACAUCAUAUCCGCAGACAUCUGGCCUCUCCUUUCUACGCCAGUAUUUUGUCUAAAGACUUGCGUAGUAAUAAUGAUCUGAAGUCUGACGCGCUGAAGGUGGAGGUGGAAUCUCAAUUAAGUUACGAGGCAGUAGAUGAGCGAGAAGAACCUGGAAAAUUUAGCAGUCUACUCGCAGUGGGGGAUUUUGGUGCCUGUAGAGUAACGAAGACGAGGUUAAAAACACUGGUGAAUCAUCGUUGCUCUGAUACGAAUUUUAUUAACAAUAGUGUGAUUAAAACAAUUGUUGAUGAUGGCUCUAAUUGCAGUCAAAAUAAAGUUAGACAUCCUGAGACUGCACUGAAUUGCCAAAAUAUGAAAGAGGAGUGCCGGACGACGAAAAGUGCGACUGCAAUCGAUGCAAAUAUUAAUUAUAUCCGCCACGUGACUGGGAAUUCAUCGGACGACAAAAUACGAUCGAAUAAUCGACAAAUUACCGUUCCAAAGCAGUGCUCCAAGUCGUCAGAGCAAGCCUUUAACAGACAAUCUAUUUUCAGUGAAAUUGAAAAUGAAGAAGAAAGUAAAACAAGAGUCAAAAUAAAAAUGAUUAUUAACGAAGCAGAUUCUAGCAAUGUCAUACCUACAGAGGAUGAUCAUGUCAUCAGUAUAAAUAACGACUUGGAGAACACCAUCUAUAUAGAUGAGGCUAAAAGCGAUAUCAUCAGCCAUGAAGUUGGGAACAUGGAGAGCAGCGAAGUUGAAAACCAUAGCAAUAGAGCGGAAAUCAGCAGUUGUAAAAUUGAAAACUACAGCAGCAGCGUUAAAAACCACCGCAACCGCGUUGAAAACCAUAGCAAUAGCGUUGACAACAACGACAACAGCGUUGAAAACAACAGCAAUAACGCUGACAACAACUGCAAUAGCGUUGAAAACGACAGCAGCAGCGCUGAAAACAACAGCAACAGCGCUGAAAACAACCGCAACAGCGCUGAAAACAACAGCAACAGCGCUGAAAACAACAGCAACAGCGCUGAAAACAACAGCAACAGCGCUGAAAACAACAGUAGUAAAGUUGAGGCCAUCAACAACAGCGUUGCGAACAGCAACGAUAUUAAAAUCGAGACGAACGCCGGGGUUCCAUGUUCCAAGACUAUCCCCAAUCUCCCCGAAGACCUCCUCUACUACACGGACAUCGCGGGCAGCGAUGCGAGCCUGCAGGGGGCGCGACCGAGCCCCAGGGGCGCGGGUGUGAGUCCCAGGGGCGCGGGUGUGAGUCCCAGGGGCGCGGGUGUGAGUCCUAGGGGCGCGGGUGUGGGGUGCCAGCUUUGUGAUUUCCGCUGCGCCGGCAGAAGCACUCUUGUUAAACACAGACUUGCCUGUCAUCCUCAACUGUCUGGCAUGCGCUGCAAGGUUUGCUCAGCUUGCUUCCCCAGUCGCCGUCAGCUGCACCGCCACCAAGCCGCCCUCCACGCCGCCGCUCUGCCCCACCGCUGCCCAAUAUGUGGGUACCGCACCACCCUGCGGUACCUCCUGCAGCGCCACAUGCGGUGCCACACCAAGCAGAUGUUCCAGUAUUCCUGUACUAAAUGUUCCUUCUCCUCGCGAGCAAAAUCUGCCAUCGUGUUACACGCGCGCAGCCACUCAGGAUCGCCGAGUUACGUGGCGCUGCUACAGGGUGACGAAGGCGACGAUGAGGGGGCUGAGGUCACCUUCGAGUUACGGGCCUUUGAGGCACGAGAGGCGGGCCUCUGAGGCACGAGAGGCUUGCUUCUGAGGCACGAGAGGCGGGCCUCUGAGGCAGUAGAGGCGUGCCUCUGAGGCACGAGGCGGGCCUCUGAGGCACGAGAGGCGGGCCUCUGAGACACGUUACGCUUGCCUCUGAGGCACGAUAGGCCAUUAACAUCGCCAUUUAAGCGUCAUUUCACACACUGAAGUUGGGUACCUUAUUUUUCUUGCGCAUUCCUGGAACACGCCUACCAAAGAAUACGCUCUAGAGUUAGCAGAUAUGUUUUUAAUACGCCUAUAUUUAAAUUUGUUAAAAAAUUGA
Molecule: messenger RNA, 4383 nt
Organism: Hyalella azteca
Lineage: Eukaryota; Metazoa; Arthropoda; Malacostraca; Amphipoda; Hyalellidae
Exons: 4
Coding region: 432-4088 (1218 amino acids)
Biological process (GO): regulation of transcription by RNA polymerase II
Molecular function (GO): RNA polymerase II cis-regulatory region sequence-specific DNA binding; DNA-binding transcription factor activity
Source: RefSeq, a predicted model, not a curated record